Molecule: messenger RNA, 2712 nt
Organism: Mya arenaria
Lineage: Eukaryota; Metazoa; Mollusca; Bivalvia; Myida; Myidae
Product: BTB/POZ domain-containing protein 6-like
Exons: 4
Coding region: 100-1515 (471 amino acids)
Biological process (GO): neurogenesis
Cellular component (GO): cytosol
Molecular function (GO): protein binding
Source: RefSeq, a predicted model, not a curated record
GGUUUCCGCAAUACUUUUAUUGGUUUCCCAAGCUGUGUUAAACAUGGUGGCUAUUUUCUAUUAGCAUAGCAUUUGAAACGUUUACGUUGAGACAGUGAUAUGGCGGCGAUUAAGACGAUGUUGAACGAAGACUGGCAGUCCCCCUUGGCGGUGGGAGAAGGCCUCUGGCACUUGUUUGUAAACCAGGUUGCAUGUGACAUGUUUUUCGAGCUGGGGCUGGACCUUGAGCGUAUGGGGGCACACAGUGUAGUGCUGAUGGCGCGAAGUGUCGUCUGGUUCCGGGAGCUGGCGGACGGCCUCCCGCAGAAGGAUAUCUCGCUGCCAGAAAUCGCCCCGGAGGAGUUCACUUGCUUUCUCAGGUAUUUGUAUACAGGAGAACUAAAAAUCGAGGGAAUCUCUGUUGACAAGGUCCUAAGUUUAGCUGAAAGAUACGGAGCCCGAGAACUCAUAAAACAGCUGGUAGCUAUACAACUAGAAACUAUGGACGCCGAAAUGUUUUGUCCGUUCGUACGGAAAAAUGAAAAUCACAUGACAGAACUUAUAAAGCACAAAUGUCUGGAGUAUGUUUUUAAUCAGCCGUUUAAGGUGUUUCAGAGUGGGACGUUCUCCAUCCUGCCCCGUUCGUUCCUGAAGGAGAUACUAGAGCAUGAGAUGUUGGUCAUAGAUGAGGAAGUUCUGUGUACGGCUGUCCUGCUCUGGGUCAGCAAAGAGUGUGAGACCGCUCAUAUGGAAGUCAACGGGAAAAACCAGCGUAAAGUCCUCGGUGACAUGAUCUAUCUUAUACGGUUUCCAUUGCUGAGUCAGGACUACUUCACUGAGAACAUCUCUGAAAAGGGCCUGCUUACAGAGCAUGAGGAAGUUCAACUGUUGAAGUAUUUUUUAAAAGCGAAGAACGCAAUACAGAGUUUAAAGUUCGAAACCAAGAAAAGGACGGCCCCGAAAGUGCCGUUCAAAUUUUCGCCACACUUGGAAAAUGGCCCUACUGUUGGAGGGCUUCAUACUACCGGAAGUCGACCAAUCUUAGCAACAUCAGAAACAGAAAAGCAGGGAUACGUGAGUCGGUUUACGGAGAGGGGAAUAGGCUGGGGUUACCGUAGCAACAGGAAGGACGCAAUAGCCUUCACCGUGAGCGGAGACAUUAUUCUAAAAUACAUCGAUAUCUACGGAACUUGUAAGGAUAAUGGCACGCUUGAUGUUACUGUAGCUUUAAUGGACACUAAAAAGCAGGUCAGUGAAACUGACAUGAAAGUUCCCUGUCAGUUAACAAAUGCCUCGGGUCUAUAUGAGGUCGGGAUUGAAAAUGACACUGGCUCAUACGGUGUGCACCUAAAAGCAGGAACGGAGUAUCAUCUUAUUCUUACAAUAAAUGGCGGGAAUACAUUCUACGGCAAAAAUGGAAAGGCAAAGGUCUUCGCUGAUGGGAUAGAGUUUAACUUUAUGACUAGCCAGUAUUCGACUAAUAACACUAAUACAAAUAUUGGACAAAUAGCUGCUUUGAAGUUUACUAUUGUGUAAAUCAAACGUAUAGACUUCAUUCUACAUCGUCAGCCCACAUGAAAUUCAUUCCGUUAAAAUCAUACAAGUACCGUCGGAUAAUUGCAACAUGACGCUGAACCAUACUGAUAUAAACAUAACCAUUUAACCAAUGACCUUUCAUUUACAAGUCACGUGAUAACCCUGGCGAGAUUUACAAGUCACGUGAUAACUCUGGUGCGAUUUAUUAGUCACGUGAUAGCAAUGGGCAGCAAAAGAACGAGGACGUUGAUUCAAUGAGACGUUUUGUUAAAUGAAGAAGGGAACUUGUGGGCAGCUUUAUUCAAAAUUAAGCUUCAUAACGAUUGAGUGACAAAGUUAUGUUUUUUUAAUGAGUGUUUGAGUAAAUGAUUUGAGUAAGCAUCUAGUUACCUAUGAUGCCUCAAAGAAUAAUUUGCGACAACGAGUCUGGAGCACUGCCAACUGAGUCAUCGCGGAUAAUCUGGACUUGAACAUUUGUGCAAAUUUAUCAUUUUCCGUAACAAUUUGCUUGCGAAAAAUGAUUGUGUGGCCCACAGUUCAUGGUGAAGCAUAGGUCGACUACCAGGACCCGAUAUCAUGAAAUAUUUCAAGUCAUUUCUCAACUUUAGGCUCAACUUAUUUUUCCAAAUAACCGCAUGGCAUUGUCCAAAAUUGCUUAUGUUUUAGUUUGUUUUUGAAAAUUGAAAAUAGGGACGGGACGUACUAUUAAUUUCGGUAACCUUAAUUUUGUUUGUGGUUAGUAGAGAGUGCUAGUGUGUUAGUGAAGAUGUGGCUCUGGUGUUUGUACAGAUGCUUACAUUUCUGAUUGUUUUGAAUGAUCGAGGUCGCAAAAUUGUGUUGCACAUUUAAGGAAACGUGUUUGUGACGUGCACAGAUCGUGGUGUGUGAACAAGUAUGAACAAGUUAAAAUUUGAUUGUUGAAGGGUUUUGACGUUUUUAAACUAAUUGAAAGCUAUGUUCAAACGUUGAUUGUUGGACAUGUAUUGACUAUAGUAGUGAUCAUUAACUGAUCCAUGGGAUGUAUAGGGCAGCACCGAACACGCGGAUACCCCCACCCCCCAUACUUUCAAUUGAACUUUUAUGACAAUAUUUAAGAAACAAUAUGCAUAUUAUACACUAAAAUACCCCAUUUUAGACUAAUAAACUUCUAAUUCGUGAAUUGAGGAUGGCACCCACAUUCCCAAAUUCAACUUUUAA